AUGUCAAGAAUACCAGAUUUAUUGGGGACGGGGGAUCUGCUCCCAGUCCCGGAAUAUUCAUUCACAAAGGACCAAUCUAGAGAGCUGAAGCACUUGCUCCAGUGCCACGAGUCAGCCAUCAUCACGAUCGAUUUCUGCAUGGAUGAGCUAUGCGGAGUAUUGGAGCGCGCCAAGGUGCAACUGAACCUGAUAGAAGAGCAGAGAGAGGAUUUGGACAACCUCGAGGAUAGCAUCGAACACCUGAGAUUCCGACCCGAGAAUAAGACGUCUACCCUCUGGGCUGGGACCCUCCAAGACAGGUUCUUCCCCAGGAUGUUCGGUGUCUCACCGAGCGACGAGCGCUACGACUGGGACGCCCCUUCGGCUAGGGUUCCGAUCCCUGGUGAGUUGGUUGCCCACACCGGUUGUGUUUGUCAGAUAGCUGGGUUCCUUACCUUGAUGACGCAGACCUCUCUCGUCGAGCCCAAGCGAAGUGACAAGAUCCCCAGCAGCGCGCUCGAGUGGACGCUCCACCGCAUCGCCUAUGAGGUCAACCUCGUCCACGGCAUCAACGCCUGCAUGACGUACGUGCAGUCCAGAACCGCCCUGACCUACGACUUGAGAUGGCCUCGUGCCAGACUCUCAGGCGUGCCGGACUUCACGGUGAUAUCCCGCCUCCGUAAACGUCGCCCUCGGGUGCGCUUCGUGAUCCUGGAGAGGGACAGACCGAUGAGUUCGGCGCCGGACACGGAGCUUUUAGCUUACUUGUUCAUGGUCCACAAAACCAGGCAAGACGCGUGCGAGACGAGCCCCGUCGUCUACGGCCUGGCCACCGACGGGGAUACAAUGGCCUUUUAUCGAUUCGAAUAUCCGGGGAAGGCAAGCAUUUGCGCUGGGGGGUUUUGGGCAUGGAGAGAGACUUUGCUAAUAGUUCUUCUCUAG
Molecule: messenger RNA, 921 nt
Organism: Aspergillus brunneoviolaceus CBS 621.78
Lineage: Eukaryota; Fungi; Ascomycota; Eurotiomycetes; Eurotiales; Aspergillaceae
Exons: 3
Coding region: 1-921 (306 amino acids)
Source: RefSeq, a predicted model, not a curated record